Vicia faba (fava bean) is the source of this 297-nucleotide messenger RNA. The record is from the annotation of a GenBank genome assembly. NCBI's taxonomy places the organism in Eukaryota, Viridiplantae, Streptophyta, Magnoliopsida, Fabales, Fabaceae.
AUGGAAGAAUAUAUGGAGAAUGGUAGCAACCAUGAUAGUGAGGAAUUUGAGGGAACAAAUGUAAAUAAACCUGAAGGUAAUACCUUAGGUGCUUCAUCCUCGGGAUUAAUAAGAAAACGAGGAAAGACUUUACGUCGGAAAAUUCAUGCACAAGAAUUCAAAGAUAGACAAGAGGACACCUUGAGUGAAGACGGACAACCAAUUGGUCCAGAUGAAAAGACAGUGUCUGAACUUAGUAGUUUUUUGGGGACACUAGGAAGAAGUUCAGAUUUAUGUCCUCUCACUUUCUCUAGUUAG